CCAAGAAGAAGAAGAAGAAGAAGAAGAGGAUGUCGGGGGUGUUGAGGUGGGGAGCGACACUCCUCGCCGUCUCGUUGCUCCUCUCACUGAUCGAGCUCGGCGGGGAAGGAACCAAGAAGCCCUCGAAUAUCCCGCCAUUAUCCGACCUCGAUGAUCGGCGGAUCGCAGAUAAGCCUCGGCAACUUCAAGACGAUGAGGGCGAGCCUAGCACCUCCUUCUCGUUCUCUUCAUCUGCACCGUCGCCACAAUAUCUGGAGGUCGGGUUCUACCGGAGGAAGUGCCCUCGAGCCGAGGGGAUUGUGGAGUCCACCGUGAACGAUCUCUACUCGCGCAACUCCAGCGUUGCCCCCGCCCUCCUCCGCCUACUCUUCCACGACUGCUUCAUCCACGGGUGCGAUGGAUCGGUGCUCUUGGACCGGAUCAAUGGCUCCCUCUCCGAGCGCGACGCCAUUCCGAACCGCACGCUGAAGGGCUUCGACGCCAUCGACGCGAUCAAGUCUGCGGUGGAGGCGGUGUGCCCCGCCACCGUCUCCUGCGCCGACAUCUUGGUGCUCGCCGCGAGGGACGGCCUGAAGCUGGUGGGGGGGCCUAGCUACACGGUGCUCACGGGGAGAAGAGAUAGCGUGCGGAGCUUCUACGACGAGGCCCAGAUCCAGAUCCCGACGCCCAACGACACCUACGCCAAGACCCUCUCCAGCUUCGCGAGCCGCGGCUUCACCGAGCGCGAGACCGUCGCCCUCCUAGGGGCGCACAGCAUCGGGAAGGUGCACUGCCGCUUCUUCCGCGACCGGCUCUACGACUUCGCGGGGACGGGGGAGCCCGACGGGUCCCUCGACAGGGAGAUGGUGGAGGAGAUGAGAGCCAUUUGCGGCGGAGAUGCGGCGGCGGCGGCGGCGGAGGAGGCGGGGAUGGAGAUGGGGUAUUGCAGGGAGGGGAGAGAGGUGGGGUUCGGGAGCCAUUACUACUGGAGGCUUUUGGAGGGGCGGGGGAUACUCCGUGCGGAUCAGCAGCUGACGGCCGGUCGCACGGUGCGGUGGGUGCGGGCGUACGCAGCGGGCUGGGAGGGGGAGCGCGCCUUCCGCGCCGACUUCGCCGCCUCCCAGGGACAGGUCCGGACCCGCUGCUCCCGCAUCCUCGGAUCCUGACCGUUCGGCUAGGCUACUGCUUCUUCAUCUCGGCCGUCUGAUUUGUGCGGCACGGCCUCCACGUAGGUACACCAGACUCUCUGCUUCAGCAGAGUACAGAGAUUUUUUCUUUUCUUUUCUUUUCUUUUCUUUUUUUACCCCUAGCGAUUUCUCCAAAUUUAUUUUGACAAAUAUCUUGUGCAAAGUAUAUCGACAAUUAAACACUCCAGUUGAAGAUUCGAGCUUCAAUUUUCUUUUAAAAAAAUUCACUGGGCCCAGCGUGUACACGUUAAAGGCCCAACUAACCCAAUUUCAGGGCCCGGCCCAGAUGCAUCAGAGUUGCACAGAAGCGCUGAGGUGAGCUCACCGCUCUCCCUACCUUAUCCGGAAAAUAUAGACACUUCCGUAAUAAUAGAUUCAACACAGGAAUUGAUUUUUUUUUUUCAUUCCACAAUCAAAACAAGUUGGAUAUGACUUAUAAGCAUAUUUCUGUAUGCAGAAACUGUUUACUCAAUUUGAUGAUACAUUUCACAGGAACCAGACAACAACUCUUUCAACCUGCUUUUAUCAUGGCUCAGUUUGCAUUACAGGAAAUUGUCACAAAAACAGAGAAGCUGAUUGGUCACUCUUCACUCUUUAAUCAUGCAUACUUGUGAUCAUCAGCUGCAAGGGAAAAAGCAUCGCCCAUUAUUUCAAGCUUAGAUUCCCUCCAAAUUCAACUGCGCGACAUCAAACGAACAAAAGAUGAACAUGAGACACCAAAGAGAAACAAGAUGAGAUCAAAGGUCAUCUGCAAACAUGUUACACUUGGAACAUUGGCUUGCAUAAUAGUGAAGAUCAACCAAAGAAAGAAAGUUAAUAUUUAGUUCAAAGAAAAAUAAAAAUAUUAUUUAAAUCAAGAGGUUUAAUGGAAAUUUUUUCAGAAGAAAAUGAAGAUCAAUGUCCUUAUCAUAUUUAUAAUAACAACGCAACCUUCUAGCUGGCCAGGCCAGCUAAACAUUCUCUACAUGAAUCAACUUCCUGCUUCAAUAAUUCACACUGCUGGCCCCCCCAUUAAUUGUCAAUAGAGAAGGGUAGAGACAAAUGUACACAUAAUAAGUAACUUAAUCUUUAGACAUGCUUACAUGUUAUUGGGAUAAGAGGCAUCUGUUACUACAUUAUUUUUCUUAUUUUAUUUAUUUAUUGAAGUUGUUUCAACAUUUUACUGGGUAGAUUACUACAAGCUCAAU
This is a messenger RNA of Ananas comosus (pineapple), 2353 nucleotides long. Its product is annotated as putative Peroxidase 48. NCBI's taxonomy places the organism in Eukaryota, Viridiplantae, Streptophyta, Magnoliopsida, Poales, Bromeliaceae. Gene Ontology annotation, cellular component: plasmodesma; plant-type cell wall. Gene Ontology annotation, molecular function: heme binding; peroxidase activity. Gene Ontology annotation, biological process: response to oxidative stress; hydrogen peroxide catabolic process. The transcript has 5 exons. The record is from RefSeq and is a predicted model, not a curated record. The coding region runs from base 30 to 1145 and encodes 371 amino acids.